This is a messenger RNA of Acanthisitta chloris (rifleman), 1305 nucleotides long. RefSeq names its product serine/threonine-protein phosphatase 2B catalytic subunit gamma isoform. Gene Ontology annotation, molecular function: calmodulin-dependent protein phosphatase activity; calmodulin binding. The transcript has 13 exons. The record is from RefSeq and is a predicted model, not a curated record. The annotation marks the transcript as partial. NCBI's taxonomy places the organism in Eukaryota, Metazoa, Chordata, Aves, Passeriformes, Acanthisittidae. Gene Ontology annotation, cellular component: calcineurin complex; cytoplasm. Gene Ontology annotation, biological process: calcineurin-mediated signaling.
CUGUCCCAUUCCCUCCCACGCAGCGGCUCACUCUGAAGGAGGUGUUUGAGGAUGGGAAGCCAAGGCUCGACGUCUUGAAGAGCCACUUGGUGAAGGAAGGGAGGCUGGAGGAGGACGCGGCGCUCAAGAUCAUCAACGAUGGGGCUGCCAUCCUCAGGCAUGAGAAGACCAUGAUCGAGGUGGAGGCUCCCAUCACAGUGUGUGGUGACAUCCAUGGGCAGUUUUUUGACCUGAUGAAGCUGUUUGAAGUCGGAGGCUCACCCAAUAACACCCGCUACCUCUUCCUGGGAGACUACGUGGACAGAGGCUACUUCAGUAUAGAGUGUGUGCUGUAUUUAUGGAGUUUAAAGAUAAACCAUCCCAAAACGUUGUUCCUCCUUCGAGGGAACCACGAGUGCAGGCACCUCACAGAGUACUUCACCUUCAACAGGGAAUGUCGAAUCAAGUACUCGGAGCGAGUGUACGACGCGUGCAUGGAUACCUUUGACUGUCUUCCUCUUGCUGCCCUCCUAAACCAGCAAUUCCUGUGUGUCCACGGAGGACUGUCUCCAGAAAUCACGUGUCUAGAUGACAUUAGGAAAUUAGACAGGUUUAAGGAGCCUCCAGCCUUUGGUCCAAUGUGUGACCUGCUGUGGUCUGACCCCUCGGAGGAUUACGGCAAUGAGAAGACGUUGGAGCAUUUUGCCCACAACACUGUCCGAGGCUGCUCCUAUUUCUACAGUUACCCUGCAGUGUGUGAAUUCCUGCAGAACAAUAGUUUGUUAUCCGUGAUCAGAGCUCACGAAGCCCAGGAUGCUGGGUACCGAAUGUACAGGAAGAGCCAGACAACAGGCUUUCCCUCACUAAUCACAAUCUUCUCUGCACCAAAUUACCUAGAUGUCUAUAACAACAAGGCUGCUGUACUGAAAUAUGAAAACAAUGUCAUGAACAUCAGGCAGUUCAACUGUUCCCCUCACCCCUACUGGCUUCCAAACUUCAUGGAUGUCUUCACAUGGUCUUUGCCUUUCGUAGGGGAAAAGGUCACCGAGAUGCUUGUUAACAUCCUCAACAUCUGCUCCGACGACGAGUUGAUUUCGGAUGGGGAUGAGACAUUGGAAGAUCACUACAUUUCAAGCUAUCCGAAAGGUGGGACAACAGUGCGUAAAGAGAUCAUCAGGAAUAAGAUCAGAGCCAUUGGGAAGAUGGCACGUGUCUUCUCGGUCCUUCGGGAGGAGAGUGAGAGCGUGCUGACCCUCAAAGGCCUGACCCCCACAGGUACCCUGCCCCUGGGAGUGCUCUCAGGGGGGAGGCAGACCCUCCAGACUG